This is a messenger RNA of Colletotrichum spaethianum, 1668 nucleotides long. RefSeq lists its product as uncharacterized. Gene Ontology annotation, molecular function: protein phosphatase regulator activity. The record is from RefSeq and is a predicted model, not a curated record. The transcript has 3 exons. Gene Ontology annotation, biological process: protein dephosphorylation. Gene Ontology annotation, cellular component: nucleus; protein phosphatase 4 complex; cytoplasm. Bases 1 to 1668 code for a protein of 555 amino acids. NCBI's taxonomy places the organism in Eukaryota, Fungi, Ascomycota, Sordariomycetes, Glomerellales, Glomerellaceae.
AUGGAGAUUGAGGUCGACGAGGACCUUUUGCGGACGGUCGCGACGGGUGGCCAGAUGGACUACGGUCUGUGGCCAGCCCUGUCGCAAGGAAUCAUCUCGAGGCUUGAUAAGAUCGCUCACAAUGAAUUUCCCAUCCCGAACCUGCCCACCCCUCCUCAACCCAUUAACGCGUCAGGCCAACAACCACGACUCCUCUCGCCGCUCCCUUCCUCCUCCAUCGAGCCCGCCAGCAGCCUGCCCUCGUCGCAGGACGCCGACAAGGAGAACAGCAAGCCGAACGCCCCAUCAUCGUCAGCGGUCCCCGCCGAAAACGAAGCCACCAACACCACCGCUGAUGCAUCUGCGGCGGCCGCCGCCUCGGGGUCUCUCCCGGCCCAGAUCGCAGCCAUGCUUGACGAGAUCAACUCCGUCCUGUCGACCUUCCCCAAGUACCCGCCGCACACGAUCCAGCGCCUCGCCGAGCUCGUGCUCGAGCCGCGCCGGCACUACCGCCACCUGGCCUCGUACCUACACGCCGUCGACCGCGUCGUCCACGUCACCAGCGGCGCAAACACCUACCCGCUGCCGCCCGCCAUACCUGACAUGGCCACCAUGACCCUGCUCUCCAACGGCAGCUCCAACGGCCAGGAGAACCCGGCCGCAGCCGUUGCCUGGAGCAACUCGACAAACUCGGUCGCCUCGACCGUCGGCACGGACGAGGCCCUUGGCGGCGCCCUACUAACCCCGAUUCCCUGGCUCACCCGCCGCCCGAGCCCGGGAUCAUCCUCGCCUGGCUCCUCCAACGGGGGCGGCCCGGCCGAGAUUCGCACCGAGUCGACGGAGACCAUCGACGGCCCCAACGGCGUCGGCAGCAUCGAGACCGUCAGCGUCAGCGUCAACGGCAUACCGUCCAUGGGUGCAAGCAGCAGCAACCGCGCGAUAACACAAGGUGAGUUACUGCGACAAGAGCAGGAGCAGGGCGUCGUUCCAGUCAACCAACUCGUGCGACAAGCAGAAGAAGCACAACACGCCGCGGCCCUGCGAAGCGGGGACGGCGGCAGAGCCGGCAGCCCCGAGAAGCAGGAGCAGCAGAAGCAGGAGCAGCAGCAAGAAUAUGCCGCCGGCGCUGCUGCAGCUGAAGAAGAGAACGAGGUUCCGCACGCUCGCGGACCCGAGGAAAUUGGCGUCGGCGAUCUUGGUCCGCAGAGCGAGACGACGAGCUUCGUCGCUGGUGGGCCCGGCGUCGAGAUGCAGGGCAUCGACGUCGAGGCCGCCGUUGGCCGGAAGGCGGAGCAGACGCACGCCACGCCUCCGUCCGAGGACGCGGAAAAGGAGGACGCCGCCGCCGCCGCCGCCGCCGAGGACGCACUCAUCGAGGCAGUCGCCGACGACGCGGCGUCCGACACGAGCGUCACGUCGCAUCCCAAGCGCGACGCUGACGAGGAGCUCGACGGCAUGGCGAGCAAGAAGGUCAAGGAACACGACGGCGACGUGGCCGGGGACGCGUCCGAGGCCACGGUCGGCUCGCCGACGAAGGGGGAGGAGGAUGGCAAGGAGGAACCGGCGGGGGAGAGGGAGACUGAAGCCGCCGAGGUCACGACUGGAGACGAGGACAAGGCCGAGGUCAAGACGGACGAAACUGCGAACGAGACCGAGACGAAAACGGGGACGGCGGAGACGGAGAGCUGA